Cuscuta europaea is the source of this 2518-nucleotide messenger RNA. Lineage: Eukaryota; Viridiplantae; Streptophyta; Magnoliopsida; Solanales; Convolvulaceae. The record is from the annotation of a GenBank genome assembly.
CUGGGGUGGGAGAUUCCACCUUUUGGAAAGAUGAUGGAUGCAGCCCUAGAUUCAACGAGUAUGCCAUUUAUCUUCCAUAUCAACCUACUUUUGAAGAAAGCUUAUGGAUCAGUUUAUUUAUCUUUGAAACUGAUGAAUCCUCCCGUUAGGUUCUGGAUACUUCAGGUCGGAACGGUCCAGUCCUCUGCCACUCCUCUCUCUGCUCAGGGGUGGAAAAUCUCACCACCUGGCUUUACUUAACCCUAAACAAAUCAUUAUUUCUUUAUGCAGGUACUCCAUUGAACUUGAAAUAUUCCGCCAUGGACGUAGCUAAAUGCACUUCAUAUCCGUUCCGUUCUCCUGCCCAGCAUCGCCCUUUUGCUCUUUCUAGGGUUUCCCAUUCGUUGCUCAUAUAUCCCGGUGGUAACCAUUUACUCCGUUGGAAGAAAAUGUGCUCAGCUUCGAACUCUCAAACCCUCAUUGCUGGUUCGCCCAAGGAGAAGGAAAGACCGCACGAAGUUGUCACCUUAAAGGAAGAAGAUGACUUAAAAUCCUGGAUGCACAAGAACGGACUCCCUCCUUGCAAGGUCGUGCUUAAGGAAAGGCCCUCGCACAAUGUUAACCAUCGCCCUAUACGCUACGUUGCCGCGAGCGGUGAUCUUCAGACGGGUGAUAUUGCGUUUUCUGUACCAAAUACGCUGGUUGUAACACUGGAGAGGGUUUUAGGAAAUGAGACAGUCGCUGAACUGUUGACGACAAACAAAUUAUCAGAACUAGCUUGUUUGGCACUAUAUAUCAUGUAUGAAAAGAAACAAGGAAAGAAGUCCUUUUGGUACCCAUAUAUUAAAGAGCUUGACCGUCAACGAGGCAGGGGGCAGCUAGCUGUUGAGUCUCCUCUUCUAUGGUCAGAAUCUGAACUGAAUUUCCUCACAGGGAGUCCCACGAAGGGUGAAGUCCUCGAGAGAUAUGAAGGAAUUAAGAGAGAAUAUAGAGAGCUUGAUACAGUAUGGUUCAUGGCCGGAUCACUUUUUAAGCAAUACCCGUAUGAUAUACCAACAGAAGCAUUUCCUUUUGAGAUUUUCAAACAAGCAUUUGUCGCAGUCCAAUCCUGUGUGGUGCAUUUGCAGAAAGUUAGUCUCGCUAGAAGAUUUGCACUAGUUCCUCUAGGGCCACCAUUACUAUCCUAUAGCAGCAACUGCAAAGCAAUGUUAGCAGCUGUUGAUGGUGCUGUGCAACUUGUUGUUGAUCGUCCAUAUAAGACUGGAGAACCAAUUGUUGUUUGGUGCGGACCACAGCCUAAUUCAAAAUUGCUCAUAAACUAUGGUUUUGUUGAUGAAGACAAUCCUUAUGAUCGAGUCAUUGUUGAGGCCGCUCUGAAUACAGAUGAUCCUCAAUAUCAGGACAAGAGACUGGCUGCUCAAAGAAAUGGAAAAUCAGCUGUGCAAGCUUUCCAUGUAUACGUGGGAAGAGAAAAAGAGGCUAUUCAAGAGAUGCUUCCUUAUUUACGAUUAGGACAUGUUUCAGACCCUUCAGAAAUGCAAUUUGUCCUAUCUUCUCAAGGCCCGGUUUGUCCGGUGAGCCCAUGUGCAGAGCGUGCAGUUCUGGAUCAGCUAGCUGAGUAUUUCAAGAAAAGGCUACUUAGCUAUCCCACCACUCUUAGUGAAGAUGACACAUUGCUGGCUGAUAGUGAUCUAGAUCCAAAAAGGAGAGUUGCCACACAACUUGUCAGGUCUGAAAAGAGAAUCCUGAACACGUGCUUGCAGACAACAUUGCAUCUUAUUAACCAGCUACCUGGUCACUCUGUAUCUCCAUGUCCUGCUCCUUAUGCUCCUAUAUUCAAAUGAUAGUAUAUUCUUUGGAAAAGAAAAUACAUAUCGUUUUCAAAGCGCAAAUGGGGUGUUGCUGCAGAUGAUAUUUGGUGCGAAAUAUUGGAGGAGACCUGAUUGAACUUUGUACAGUUGUUGUACAUGUAAUAGAAUAGCAAUUUCUAGCUACUGCCUGAUGCUUUUCUUUCUCACAUGAAGCUGUACAUUUUUUACUCCGUGUAGCUAGUUGCCUGAGGUUUCAGUUGUUUUCAGAAUUAUGGUUCAACCUAGAAUGGUCUGCCGUAUAAUCAAUUAAGUGUUCCCAGCCUAAGGGGUAGCUCAAGUGGUUGGAAGAACAGAUGACUUGUAUAACAUCCUGAGUUCAGACCCCAGGAGGAUAACGAAUUCACAAGUUAUAGUGGGGAAGAGGAUUAUGGUACUUGGAUAUGGGGUCUCUAGAGAGGGAGGCACUUACCCCGUGGACCAGACUCCAUCAUUUGGGUGCGCUCAUGUAGGUCUAGGGUCAAUCUGUCAUAAGAAUGCUGGUUGUAAAAUAAGUGUUCUAUUUGAAAGAAUUCUCAAUAGUACUAAUAUGUAUGUACUCGACGCUUUGGUUUUUUUGUUCUUGUCUAAUCUGGAUUGGUUUUACAUGUAAUUUUAAGUGUUGUAAAUAUAGUCUGGACUAGGGAUGGACCCGGGCCGUUCCGGUUCCGCUUCUGGGCCGGGCUUGGGUG